GAUGAAAGAAUAAAUGAGCUUUUGAAAUGUUACCACCAUCCACUAGCAUAUCCACAGCCGAAAAAAAACAUUGCUUGCAACAGUUAAAAGCAGAGCAUGGCGACGACGAUCCAAAUCUCUUACAUCAUCGUCACCAAAACCCACCUCAAAGCUCAGCUAGCUAUAUAUAUAUAUAGAUAUCUAUACACGCCUGUCUGAUGACUCAGACUGCAGAGUUAACACACAUGGCUGUCACAAUUCAUGCUUUCUUUCUCUGCUCCGUUCUUCUCCUAAUUGGCGUCUCUUGGCCCGCUGGAGAAGCCGCCCGGCCGCCGUUCGCGUGCGACUCGCUGAACCCGGCCACGAAGGGCCUGCCGUUUUGCCAGACGGCAUUGCCGGUACCGGAGAGAGUGAGGGACUUGAUCGGGAGGCUGGCAUUGGAGGAGAAGGUUAAGCUGCUGGGGAACACGGCGGCGGCGGUGCCUCGGCUGGGGAUCAGAGGGUAUGAGUGGUGGUCGGAGGCUCUUCAUGGGGUUUCGAAUGUCGGCCCCGGCACCCAAUUUGGCGGCGAAUUCCCGGCGGCCACUAGCUUCCCUCAGGUGAUCUCCACCGCCGCCUCUUUCAACGAGUCGCUGUGGGAACAGAUCGGACGGGUGGUGUCGGACGAGGCUAGGGCAAUGUACAACGGAGGCGUGGCGGGGCUGACAUAUUGGAGCCCAAACGUCAACAUAUUUCGGGAUCCGAGGUGGGGGCGGGGACAGGAGACUCCCGGUGAAGAUCCCAUCUUGGCUGCCAAGUACGCCGCUAGGUACGUCCGGGGCCUACAGGGAGACGCCGGCGGCAGUGACCGGUUAAAGGUUGCCGCCUGCUGCAAGCACUACACCGCCUACGACCUCGACAACUGGAGCGGCGUCGAUCGCUUCCACUUCAAUGCCCUGGUAAGCAAGCAAGACAUGAAAGAUACAUUUGACGUACCAUUCAGGGCUUGCGUAAUGGAAGGGAAGGUGGCGAGCGUGAUGUGCUCUUACAAUCAGGUCAAUGGAAUCCCCACUUGCGCUGACCCUAAACUCCUCCGCCACACCAUUCGUGGCAGUUGGGGCCUCAAUGGGUACAUUGUCUCGGACUGUGACUCGGUCGGAGUUUUCUACGACAGCCAACAUUAUACAGCAACCCCUGAAGAAGCAGCCGCAGACGCCAUUAAAGCUGGGUUGGAUUUGGACUGUGGACCGUUCCUGGGUAUACACACACAGGAGGCAGUAAGGAGAGGUAUAUUGAGCGAAGGCGAUGUUGAUGGUGCCCUGGUUAAUACUUUUACCAUCCAAAUGAGACUUGGGAUGUUCGACGGAGAGCUGUCGGCUCAGCCAUAUGGGAACCUUGGGCCGGGAGAUGUGUGCACCGCCGCUCACCAAGAUCUCGCGCUUGAGGCGGCGAGGCAGGGCAUCGUUCUUCUCAAAAAUCGGGGCACAGCCCUGCCUCUAUCCCCGCGUCGCCACCCCACCGUCGCUGUUAUUGGCCCUAAUUCUGAUGUCACCACUACCAUGAUCGGCAACUACGCCGGGGUGGCAUGUGGCUACACAACUCCUCUGCAAGGAAUCAGAAGGUACACGAAGACAAUUCACCAACAAGGGUGCAAAGAUGUGGCCUGCACUACCGACGAGCUCUUCGAUGGGGCAAUUGACGCAGCUCGUCAAGCAGACGCAACAGUUCUGGUGAUGGGCUUGGACCAGUCUAUUGAGGCCGAGUUCAAAGACAGGGCUGGGCUUCUACUUCCAGGACGCCAACAGGAGCUUGUGUCGAAGGUUGCCAUGGCCUCCAAGGGCCCAACAAUAUUGGUCCUGAUGAGUGGCGGCCCUAUUGACGUGUUGUUUGCAAAGAACGAUGAACGCAUUCCCGCCAUGGUUUGGGCAGGAUACCCUGGCCAAGCUGGCGGCCUCGCCAUUGCUGAUAUUCUGUUCGGAACACAUAACCCAGGAGGCAAGUUGCCAAUGACAUGGUACCCACAAGACUACCUGUCGAAGCUGCCAAUGACAACAAUGGACAUGCGAUCCGACCCAUCCAAAGGCUACCCAGGCCGGACCUACCGCUUCUACAAGGGCCCGGUAGUCUAUCCAUUCGGGCACGGGAUGAGCUACUCAAACUUCGUUCACACGAUAGCUGAUGCUCCAACCGUGGUGGCAGUCCCCCUGGCUGGGCGCCGCCGUGGGGCCAACACCACCACCCUCGCUGGCAAGGCGAUCAGGGUGACGCACGCCAAAUGCGGCAGACUGUCCAUUGGAGUACACUUGGACGUGAGGAAUACGGGGUCGAAGGAUGGGUCGCACGCAGUGCUAGUGUUCUCUACGCCACCAGCAGGGCACUGGGCGCCGCACAAGCAGCUGAUUGCCUUCGAGAAAGUACACGUGGCCGCGGGGGCGAAGGAGAGAAUCCAGUUGAGGAUUCACGUAUGCAAGUAUCUAAGCGUGGUGGAUAGGUCUGGAAUUCGAAGAAUUCCGAUGGGCGAACACAGCCUUCAUAUCGGCGAUAUAAAGCACGCCAUCUCUCUUCAAGCUGCCACUCUUGGGGUGAUCAAGUCAUAGGGUUUGUGUGUUCAUUAAUUCAUUCUUGUAUUUGUUUCAAAUGCCAUUGCCAUAUAAUAUAUAGGUGGGUUGUAUUCCGAAGGGAUUGUCAUUCUGAGUGUCAGUGAUAGCUCAAUUGAUAGCUUUAUCAAUUAAUCAAUUGAUUCUUGAGAGAGAAGAUGAGUAGAAGAAUGAGAAAUUGAAAAAGAAAUUGCUCUA
Diospyros lotus (date-plum) is the source of this 2753-nucleotide messenger RNA. RefSeq names its product probable beta-D-xylosidase 2. Gene Ontology annotation, cellular component: plant-type cell wall. Bases 198 to 2555 code for a protein of 785 amino acids. Gene Ontology annotation, molecular function: alpha-L-arabinofuranosidase activity; xylan 1,4-beta-xylosidase activity. NCBI's taxonomy places the organism in Eukaryota, Viridiplantae, Streptophyta, Magnoliopsida, Ericales, Ebenaceae. Gene Ontology annotation, biological process: xylan catabolic process; arabinan catabolic process. The record is from RefSeq and is a predicted model, not a curated record. The transcript is spliced from 7 exons.